GUCCUACUUAUUAGACUGUGUAGUUAUAAACAUCCCUCUAAAUGUCAGCUCCCCUUUAUUAGUCAUCCACAUUUCAUACAGUGCAAUUCCGUAUGAAAUAUGUUCGGCUUUAACAUUCACCAGGGAAUUUAUUUUGAAGUGUGGGACAGCGCAGACCAGGUUUUCUUCCUCGCGUCGCAGUGACAGUCUUGAGCUAAGCCUCUCCCACCACCGCUGCGCACGAGCCACCCGUCAUACCCCGGACAGCGUGCCGGGCACAACAAGCUCCGCGCUCGAGCUGCUCAAUCCCGCCGCCGUAGUUCCCUCCCCGACUACAGAGGACCCCCACGGCGACCCGCCUGGCUCCGCUCGGACAGAGAAAUGAGCUCGGCGUCCGACGACCACACGUUAUUUACGUGAGCGCGUGACGACAGUUUCUUCGCGGAAACACGCACAUUACCACCUCACACACACACACACACACGCAGACAGACGACCCGCGCGCCGGUUCUGCUGUUUACCAACCGACCAGCUCGGUGUCAGGACUGUCCCACCCGCCCGUGCCGACAACCAUGGCGGAGAGGAGCGGCAGGCUGAGUUUCCCCGGGAGCGGAGCUCUCAACCGACCGGUGCCCAUGAACCUGUUCGCAACGUGGGAGAUAGACGGAUCCUCCCCGAACUGUAUCCCGAGACUGUGCAGCCUGACUCUUAAAAAGCUGGUGGUGAUGAAGGAGCUUGAUAAAGAGCUGAUUUCUGUGGUCAUCGCAGUCAAGAUUCAGGGCUCCAAACGCAUUUUGAGGUCCCAUGAGAUUGUGCUGCCACCUAGUGGGUCAGUGGAGACUGACCUGGCUCUCACCUUCUCCCUGCAGUACCCACACUUCUUGAAAAGAGAAGGCAACAAGCUGCAGAUAAUGCUCCAAAGACGGAAAAGGUACAAGAACCGAACGAUUUUAGGCUACAAGACUUUGGCCGUGGGCUCUAUUGAUAUGGCAGAGGUGAUGCAGCACCCGACGGAGGGAGGUCAGGUUCUGCCUCUCUGCAACAACCAGAAAGACAUGCUGGGCAAAGUGGCCGAGAUCUGGAUCUUCUCCCUGUCCAGUCAGCCGAUCGACCACGAGGACGCCGGCCUGCAGGGAGGACAGAAGAUCAAAUGCACCGAUAACUACUCGGAAGAAGAGUAUGAGAGCUUCUCGUCGGAGCAGGAGGCCAGCGACGACGCAGUGCAGGGACAGGAUCUUGAGGAUGAUGAGUUUGAUGUGAGGAAACCAAAGAAGCAGAGGAGGUCCAUUGUGAGGACCCCUUCUAUCACCAGGCAACAGAACUUUAAGCAGCGGGUGGUGGCGCUGCUGAAGCGCUUCAGAGUUUCUGAUGAGGUGCUGGACUCGGAGCAGGACCCGGCGGAGCCGCCUCCUGAGGUGGAGGAGGAGGAUCUGGACCUGGACAGUGUGGAGUUUGAGAACCCCAGCGACAGCUGCCCGGAGCUGGACGAUGAUGACAGCGUCCUCAGCACGCCAAAACCCAAACUAAAGCCAUAUUUUGAGGGACUGUCCCUCUCCAGCUCCCAGACUGAGAUCGGCAGCAUCCACAGCAGCCGGAGCCACAAAGAGCCGCCGAGCCCGCUUGAUCUGGACAAAACCAAGUGCGGCGACACUGCGUUCGCCGACGAUGGCGGCCGGGACAACGCCACCUUUGAGCAACCCGAGGCGGUGACUCCCACCACGGAGCUGGAAAUGGACAACAUGGACACGUUUCUAGAGAGACUGCCACCGAGUGGCAAAAUGACCAAGACAGAGUCGCUUAUCAUUUCAUCCAACAGGCAGGAAGCGAAGCUGGCAGGGCGGCGAGGUAGGAGCACGUCCCUGAAGGAGCGCCAGCCCAGCCGGCCCCAGAACGAGAGGGCUAACAGCCUGGACAACGAGCGGUCCCUGGACACACGGUGCCACCUACAGAUCCCUAGAAAAACAGUUUAUGACCAACUGAACCACAUCCUGGUGUCCGAUAACCACCUUCCUGACAGCAUCAUCCUCAUCAACACGUCAGAAUGGCAAGGUCAGUAUCUGUCGGAUUUGCUGCAGAACCACCAUCUGCCCGUGGUCUGCACAUGCACCACGGCCGACAUCCAAGCUGCUUUUAACACCAUUGUCUCUCGCAUCCAAAGAUUCUGCAACUGUAAUUCCCAGACGCCCAUUCCCAUAAAGAUCGCAGUGGCUGGAGCGCAGCACUACCUCAGCGCGGUUCUGAGGCUCUUUGUGGACCACCUCUCCCACAAGACCCCGGACUGGCUCGGCUACAUGAGGUUCCUCAUCAUCCCCUUAGGUGCGCAUCCCGUCUCCAAGUACCUCGGCACGAUUGAUCAUCGCUACAACUGUUUGUUCCAAGACGCCGCCUGGAGGGAUCUGUUUCACAAGACGGAGGCUCCCGUGAUCGUUCAGGAGAGCCCUGACGUGGUGUCAAGGGUCACGCAGUACAUGGAGGGAGCAAACGGAGCCCACCAGCUCCCCAUCGCUGAGGCCAUGCUCACUUACAAGCAGAAAAGGAAAAAGAGCUUUCAUUUUGAUUUUGCCGUAAGCCCUAAUGAGGAUUCCUGUCAGAAGUUCAUCCCAUUUAUUGGGAUGGUGAAAGUUGGCAUUGUAGAGCAAACAUCUGCAGCAUCAGGAGACUCUGAUGAUGCAGCACCUCUGAGCUCGUCUCUGCUCUCCUCCACCCCUCCUCAAGUAUCUCCCGCUUUUAAAGAGGCUUCGCCAACACCACCGCCUUCUCCCUCCAUCAACACCAGCUUCUGUGCUCUCAGUUCCAGCAGCCAGGCGGAUCUGAUGGGCCUUCAGGUAGAUUACUGGGUGGCUCCGACAGAGAGGAAGAAAGACAUGGAGAAGCGGGACUCCUCCUCCAAAAACACUUUGAAGUGCAAUUUCCGCUCGCUGCAGGUCAGCCGGCUUCCACCGGGGGGCGCAGAGCCGAGCCCCCAGCCCACCAUGUCUAUGACUGUCGUAACCAAGGAGAAAAAUAAGAAGGUCAUGUUUCUGCCGAAGAAGAGCAAAGACAAGGAGGUAGAGUCGAAGAGUCAAGUGAUCGAAGGCAUCAGCCGCCUCAUCUGCGCUGCCAAACACCAGCAAACCAUGCUGAGAGUGCUGAUUGAUGGAGUCGAGUGGAACGAUGUCAAGUUUUUCCAGUUAGCAGCUCAAUGGUCCUCGCAUGUAAAACACUUCCCCGUCGGGAUUUUUGGGCACAAUAAGGGCCCGUACUAGCAGCACCUUGAAAAGAGACUGAAACAAGGAGGACAGCCCCCGUUGACCCCUGUGCCAAGAUUUUAACCCCCUGCCUCCUUCAUUUUACUCUGCUGUCUUAAGUUAAACUGCCGCUCUCCACUGUUGCAUUUGUCCGAUUAUUUAAUAUUCCAUUUUUUUGUUGUUUGUUUUUUUUAUGUAAAGCUGCCAGGUGGAAAUGACUUUACCCUGCUUAAAAAGCUGCUGAUGUUUUGUAGACCUUUGAGAAAGUAGUCUUCAUAAAACCUUUAACAUGUUGAGUGAGUCAUCAGGUAGGACCUGUUUUAUUUUUUUUUGCUGUUUUAUUUAAUGUUUGUGUUUUUUUAAGGUUUGUAUUAAACCAGCAAAAUUAUUACAGUACAUAAAACACAUACACACACAAAAACACAAGAGAAGCUGCCAUGGAAUGAAAUGCUCUUACUUUCAAUUCAGGUUUUUUCCCCAGGUUUUCUUUGCCGAGAAGUAAAAAAAAGAUAACUAGCUAGAGUUGAUGUAAAAUCAGUGAACUGAGCUGUCAUUAAGAUAUUUUCUUUCACUCCAUACAAACUUCUGUAUUUUGUAUUUCUACCUCUAAAAAUUAACUCAAAAUAUGUCAAGUGUUAGGAACAAAAAUAAAUUAGAACAAACAUUGGAAUUUAUUAACAUUUAAAAGGUAACAAACAAAUAUUUGGCUAAGAGGCUUCAAGUGCCUGCUAGAAACCUCCCAGCCACCAGGGGGCUGCGAGUACUCACAAAGAAUGAGUCUGAAACAAUUCCUAAGGUCCCUUUGGACUGGCUCUGGAAUCAAUAUUAUUGGCAGCUAAUUAGCUUAGCAUAGCAAACUGGCAAAUUUGAAAAAUUUGCUUUAUAAAGUUCUGAAGUUUAACCUUAUGUUAAUCCUAAGCUAACAGCCACUGGCUACAAAAACUCGGCUACGGCCAGAAGUAAACAUCCUUCCACCAUAUUGGACUCACAUUGGACGUGACCUAGAAAUAUGAAGUUUUGAUGUAAUUGGUAAAAUUGGAAGAAUCCUAAUUUACUGUGGCAUAAAUACUCAUCUAACUGAACAUGGGUGUACGUUCAAAAAUGUCUGACUAUUCCUUUGAGUUUUCCUUGUAAAUGGAAAUUAGUUGUAGAAAGGCCUAUCUUUACCUUUAAGCUGUUUAAUCCUCCUUCAAGGGAAAGUUAAGAUUUUUUGUAAUAAAGUUCUGUAAAGUUAUUAUCAGUUAUAUACCAGUUAGUUUGUAGAAAAGAAAAUACAUUUGCAGGACAUAAAAUGCUAGCUAGCUAGGUAACCAGACGAGCCCCCUGUUUUAGCUCAUUUUGUCCAUUUAGGCAACUCAAACUAUGUUAUAAAGUACUGCGCUUUAUUGGGGAAUUUUAAAAUUACAUGAUCAAAAACUACCAGCUUUAUUAAUCUGCUAGUUUAUUUAAUCUUGGUCUAACAAGUUCAGUUUAGUUUGUUUCCAAAUGGGACAAUGCAGAUCAAUGAACAUCCAUUGUACAUGUAAAUGAGAUUAUAAGCCAAGUGUGUAAGUUCCCUCUUUAGUCACAAAAACAUUCACUCUUGCUUGAUGCUCUGGGUUGUAGGUUCUCCAUUUCAAAAUGUAAUAUUUGUUAUUGUCAAACACUUAAAUUUUAGUUUUAAUCUUAGCACAGGACAUGUUUUAAUACAUGUAUGGCCCUGCAUGCUUUUUGAAACUGUAAUCUGGCUUUUAAUUUAAUCUUUAGAAUAUUCCUUCUUCCUCACUGAGUGACCCGUCAGCUCAUGUUCACAAUUUGUUCUCCACAUUUUUCCACAAAUGCCCUCACUGAUUUCUUCAAAUAUUUCAGUAAUGACCCAGCAGUGUGUUUGAAGUACACCUGUAAAAACACACCCACAAGUGUUACCUCCAAGUAACCUAUCAGAAGCUUAAAAAGCGGUGACCUCAUCACUUAAGCUCUUCCAAGAUAUGUAAAGGCAUAGUAAACUUAAUGUAAGUAAGUUUCUAGUUUUACCAGUGGAGUUGUAUCCUUUACAUUUUCAGUUUGAGUUGUUUGAAAUAACUAAAAUCAGCCAAAAUAGGGGAUUCUAUUGGACUAGCUCUUGUCCUUUCUGAGGAUACAUUCACAAAACUUCACUUCGAAAAAUCUGAACUAUCCCUUUAAGACCAGCACUCCUUCGCACUGCGUAGCUUUUUGCUGAAAGCAAAGACUUUGAUUGUUUUAGGGGUUUUCUGUGGCCAAUGCGAGUUUGUUCAUCACAGCGCUCAGCCUGUGUGCUCUGCUACUUUAUAACGUUCAGGUGAAUGUAUCAAAAGGUUACCUUACUGCAGUGCUACUCAAUUCCAGUCCUCAGGCCCCCCUGCUCUGCAUGUUUUAGAUGUGCCUCUAUUCCAGAACAGCUGAUUCAAAUGAUUGCAUGACCAGAAGCCUGUUAAUCACCCACAGAUUCAAUCCAGGUGUGUAGCAGAAGGGAAACGCCUAAAACAUGCAGGGCGGGGAGGCCUGAGGACCGGAAUUGAGAAACGCUGCCUUCCUGUAAAGCACUUUUAAACGUUUGUGUAAUUUAGAUUAGCUUAAAAUCACUCUCCCCCGGGAACCUGCAGGUGUACAACCGGCUGGCCGCUGCGAGCCACCGAAGCUGGGCAGCAGCACAAACAAGUGGCGUCGUCAUUUAUAUGCAAAGCUAGUCAAGCCGCUGUACUAUUAACACAUUAAUAGGCUCAGUGUGGGGCCUAAAUGGAGUAUUGUAGAGUUUAGUUCAAAUAUUCUAAGUUUAGAGCAGAUUGUGUACGUAGUGAAUGUCUGAAGCUUCUCUUCAAGCUUAGCUGUGCGUCAAACACACUUUUUGCCCACAAAUUGUUACCGACUAGAACUUUGAUCGUAACCCUUGUCAUUUGUUUAAUAAGUGCCUAAAUUGCAUAAUUUGACAAAUCAGUAUAAGUAAGAAUCCCUGCCAACUAUGGUGCUGAGUCUGGGCCCAAGAGAACUUAAAUAAACUCUGACACAAACAAAUAGUUACGUCUGUUCACGUGUGCAAUGCUAAAUCGCAUUCUAGCCACUUGGCUCUAAGUAAAAUAAACCCCUAAUGUUGAGGAAAACCUUGGUUGUUUCUUCUUAUCUGUGUGAAAUAUAUUUUUAUUUUAAGUGUUGUCUCAGAGAAAGCUUCUCAAGACUGAAAGUUGCUUAAAGACUACCACUGUAAUCCCAAAAAUUGGGAAUAAUAAAACUACUAUACACACUAAAA
Molecule: messenger RNA, 6450 nt
Organism: Xiphophorus couchianus (Monterrey platyfish)
Lineage: Eukaryota; Metazoa; Chordata; Actinopteri; Cyprinodontiformes; Poeciliidae
Gene: pacs2
Product: phosphofurin acidic cluster sorting protein 2
Exons: 25
Coding region: 552-3224 (890 amino acids)
Biological process (GO): protein localization to plasma membrane
Molecular function (GO): transmembrane transporter binding
Source: RefSeq, a predicted model, not a curated record